UGGCUGAGCCAAUCAGAGCGCUGGAGUCUGUGGUUUAUUCCACAGGAGAGCAGGCAGCUGGGGCUCUGAGGGGAGCCACUUCCCGAAAGGCCGAGCCUUAACUGUACUCCUUCCCGGCCUGGCGCUUAGGGCAGCGGGCACGGCCACCGCAAAAUGCUCGGCAUGUACGUCCCCGAUCGCUUCUCUUUGAAACCGUCCAAAGUGCAAGAAGGCAUCGGGUUGUACACUGCCAGAAGAAUAAAAAAGGGAGAGAAAUUUGGGCCCUUUGCUGGAGAGAAAAGAAUGCCCAAUGAACUGAAUGAAAGCAUGGAUCCCAGGUUGAUGUGGGAGGUACGUGGGAGUAAGGGUGAAGUACUGUAUAUUCUGGAUGCCAGUAAUCCACGGCAUUCAAACUGGCUGCGCUUUGUCCAUCAGGCUCCAACACAAGAGCAGAAAAAUCUGGCUGCAAUUCAGGAAGGAGAAAAUAUCUUCUAUUUGGCUGUGGAUGACAUUGAAACAGACAAUGAGUUAUUGAUUGGUUUCCUAGAUAGUGAGAUGGAGGAAAUAGAAGAAAAGGAGGAGGAGGAAGUAGUCAGCAAAGAUGAAGAAAGUUCCAAAGAUUUUCAGCCAUCAGGUGACAAAGAUGUAUUGAAUGAUAAAGAAGGCUAUGCUUGCCCACAGUGUGAGAGCAGUUUUCGAAGCCAGGAAAUCUUGGCUGAACACCUGCAGUCUCUCCACCAGAAGCCCACUGAAGAAAAGGAAUUCAAGUGUAGGAAUUGUGACAAGAAGUUUCCUGUUAAGCAGGCUCUACAGAGACAUGUUCUACAGUGUACUGAAACUGUUCUUCCUGGUGAUAUUGCUCGAAGCCAUCAGUGUUCUGUUUGCAACAUCUCCUUCAGCUCUGAGUCAAGUUUUGAACAGCAUAAGGAAGCCUGCAAAGGGGAUACCAGGUUUGUUUGCAAGGCAGAUAGCUGUGGGAAAAGAUUCAAGAGCAAAGAUGCCUUAAAGAAGCACAAGGAGAAUGUGCACACAGGAAACUCUCGGAGGAGACUGAUGUGCUCUGUGUGCAAUAAGAAGUGUUCGUCAGCUGCAACCCUACAGGAACAUCGAAAGAUUCACAAGGUAUUCAAUUGCCAGGAGUGCGACAAAAAAUUCAUAUCUGCAAACCAGUUGAAACGCCAUAUGAUUACCCAUUCAGAGAAACGCCCUUACACCUGUGAGGUCUGCAGUAAAUCUUUCAAACGGCUAGAUCAAGUGACUGCACAUAAAAUUAUCCAUAGUGAGGACAAACCCUACAAAUGCAAACUUUGCGGAAAAGGAUUUGCUCACAGAAAUGUGUAUAAGAACCACAAAAAGCACAAGGACCUGGGGAAGCUCUGCAUAUCGACACACUCGGAAGAAAGACCAUUCCAGUGUGAUGAGUGUAAGGCUUUGUUUCGGACCCCCUUCUCCCUGCAGAGACAUCUACUGAUACACAACAGUGAACGAACUUUCAAAUGUGAUCACUGUGAUGCCACGUUCAAGAGGAAGGAUACUUUAAAUGUUCAUAUUCAAGUGGUACAUGAUGGGCACAAGAAAUAUAAGUGUGAUCUAUGUGACAAAGCCUUUGUGACUCCCUCUGUUCUAAAGAGUCAUAAAAAGACACAUACUGGCGAGAAAGAGAAGAUUUGUCCUUAUUGUGGCCAGAAAUUUGCUAGCAAUGGAACAUUACGUGUGCACAUUCGAAGCCAUACAGGUGAGCGCCCCUACCAGUGUCCCUACUGUGACAAAGCUUUCAGCAAGAAUGAUGGAUUAAAGAUGCAUAUUAGAACGCACACGCGGGAAAAGCCUUACCAGUGCUCAGAAUGUAACAAGGCUUUUAGUCAGAAGAGGGGUCUCGAUGAGCACAUGAGGACUCAUACAGGAGAAAAACCGUUCCAGUGUGAUGUCUGUGACUUGUCAUUCAGCCUAAAAAAAAUGCUGAUUAGGCACAAACUGACGCACAACCCAAAUCGGCCAAUGGCAGAAUGCCAGCUCUGUCACAAGAAGUUUACAAGAAAUGACUACCUCAAGGUUCAUAUGGAGAAUGUACACGGAGAGACGGACAGUUGAACCUCUGAUUUUCACAUUCCAUCAGAGAACUUCAAAAUUCCUGGAGCUCGGACAAUUUAUUGCUCAGUGCAGUGGUUGACUGCAGAUGUCAGUAUUACUGGAAUACUAUGCCUUCCAGAAAUGUCUGAGUUAUGAAGUAUUAUCCAACAGCUAAUAUGUUUUAGUUUAAUGAAAAUGACAGCAUGGGAGAUGUGCAGAGUUUAAAAAUCCAUCUUUCAAAACAUGUUUAAAUUACAAUCGGUAAUCCACUGUGGACUUUUUGUGCAACGUUCAAAAAUUUUCAUAAUCUGUAUACUCUUCAUUUUAGUAAUGCUUUACUGAAUAAAUACCGACACUUUGUAAUUGUUACUCUUGAUUGUAAGCAGUACCAGAGAAUUUUGUUCUCCUGUGCAGAAAAUCUUUUAUUACAGGUUUCGGAUCAUGUAGUCCAAGGCAGAAAGACAUUAUUUUUCACUAUAAUACUGUUAUUUAUGUCAUAAGAAACUAUUACUA
This is a messenger RNA of Rhincodon typus (whale shark), 2562 nucleotides long. It is a transcript of the gene prdm5, whose product is annotated as PR domain containing 5. Gene Ontology annotation, biological process: regulation of transcription by RNA polymerase II; negative regulation of DNA-templated transcription. NCBI's taxonomy places the organism in Eukaryota, Metazoa, Chordata, Chondrichthyes, Orectolobiformes, Rhincodontidae. Gene Ontology annotation, molecular function: DNA-binding transcription activator activity, RNA polymerase II-specific; RNA polymerase II cis-regulatory region sequence-specific DNA binding; protein binding. Gene Ontology annotation, cellular component: nucleus. The transcript has 17 exons. Bases 154 to 2070 code for a protein of 638 amino acids. The record is from RefSeq and is a predicted model, not a curated record.